CGCGGCGGUGGGGGUGGGGGGGGUGGGGUGGGGGGCAGAAGCGAUGGGCGACAAUUUAGUUGCGUCCUCCUCCGCCCAGCUUGUGGCGACGGUGCGUCACGAAAACAUACAGCUGCAGAAGCAGUUGGCGGAGGCCUGUCACGAAAACCGCACGCUGCGGAAGCAGCUGUACCACCUGAGCGCCCUCCUCGACAUCGCGGUCAGCAAACUGGCAUCGAAGGGCAUUACCCUUGAGACCCCAGUGGGCAUUCGCGAGCUGCGCGAGGCCGUCUCGCGCCGCGACUUUGUCGACACAACCGCGGGUGUCAUGGACGCCAACGAUCUGGGCUAUGAAACCGCAACGACGAAGAGCUCCUCCAACCGCCGCUUUCAACUUCGCCGGGAGCUGCGGGAGCAUACGAAGCCUGUGCAGUGUGCGGCCUUUGCCCCCGGCGAGCGACCCAUCCUUGCCACGGGUGGGCUUGACUGCCACUUGAUGCUGCACAAUUUUUUGACAGGAGAGAGGUUGUGCGACGUCAAGGGGCACGAGCAAAACGUCGCAGAUGUGGCAUGGUUUGAGGGAAGUGGCAAUCUCCUGUCGGCCUCGUUUGACGGCACUGUGAAGGUCUGGGACGCGCGUCAAGGAAGCAGCUCCCUGUCUCGCGUCUAUGAAUUUACGACGACUGGAUUUGUCUUGGCGGCGGUCCCGCUGGACAAGGCUUUUGUGUUUGCAUGCACCGAUUCAAAGAAACGCACCUCUAUAGUAGACUUGCGGGUGCAGAAGCCCAUUUCGUGGGAGCACGAGGUGCGCGCCAAUGCGUUGACCUUUAGCAGUUUCAAAACAAAUCUAAUUACCGGCCACAACGAUGGGACGAUGGCAGUGUGGGAUCUUCGUAAGAUUGGCCUCGCUCUCUCUUCGACCUCUUCGAUGGAAGGAGAGCCAACGGCGAGCGAUGCGCCAGCAACUUCCUCCGCGGCGUUUGAAGCGUCUCCCACCGUGUCCGUCCCACCUAUUACUGUGAUUGAAAACGAGCCGUCGCGGAGUGCCAUUACUUAUCUGGGCUACUAUCAUAACAGGGAUGACUCUAAGCGACUCGUUGUGGUGUCCGCUGACAACAUGGUACGUUUGUACCGGCAGGCGGCUCUAAGCACCUCCUCUAGUGGCGCCAUUUCACUUCGAAAUAUUGUCGGAGGAGUGCCAACCCGCGGGUUUACGGUGCGUGCGGCAUUUUGGAAGGGUGUGAAGAAGAAGACGAACGUCUCUGCCUUUUUCGACGACGGUGAGCGGGAAAAUGAUCCACAGUCACGUCGUUUGACGGAAUGCGAUCUCGUGGUGACGCCCGGGGCAGAGAACACGGCAUGCGUCUACGACGUGACGGAAGAGGGCAAUACCGUGCUUCUAGAGAAACUUGAGGGUCAUCGGGGACGCGUUGUCGGCGCCGCGGCUCACCAUGGGGACACUCGGCCCAUCAUUGCCACCUACAGCGCUGAUAAUACCGUGAAGAUGUGGGUCCCGGUGAAGACCUAG
Messenger RNA from Trypanosoma conorhini, 1507 nucleotides. RefSeq lists its product as uncharacterized. The annotation marks the transcript as partial. The transcript has a single exon. Gene Ontology annotation, molecular function: protein binding. The record is from RefSeq and is a predicted model, not a curated record. NCBI's taxonomy places the organism in Eukaryota, Euglenozoa, Kinetoplastea, Trypanosomatida, Trypanosomatidae.